Molecule: messenger RNA, 4552 nt
Organism: Spea bombifrons (plains spadefoot toad)
Lineage: Eukaryota; Metazoa; Chordata; Amphibia; Anura; Pelobatidae
Gene: YTHDC2
Product: YTH N6-methyladenosine RNA binding protein C2
Exons: 31
Coding region: 124-4383 (1419 amino acids)
Cellular component (GO): intracellular anatomical structure
Molecular function (GO): RNA binding; ATP binding; protein binding
Source: RefSeq, a predicted model, not a curated record
CCUCUGGUUGGACCGGGGAGCACCGGCUCUGGGCCUGGAGUACGGAGAGCGGCUGAGGACAGAAGGCAACACAGAGCGCAGGGACUAGCGGUGAGAGAAAUACAAAGACGUGGUAAUUCUAAGAUGUCCCAGCCUAAAAUCAUGUCCGGGCGUCCCACUGCCGCAUCAGGCCCAUCAAAGUCUGCCCGUGCCAAGGGAUUUAAAGACAUCCGUAUAGAUGAAGAAGUGAAAAUAGCUGUGAAUAUGGCACUGGAGAGGUUUCGCUAUAGUGAUCAGAAAGAAAUGGAGUUUCCUUCGUCGUUGACCAGCACUGAGAGAGCAUUUAUUCACCGCCUAGCCCAGUCACUUGGACUCGUAUCAAAAAGUAAAGGAAAAGGUACAAAUAGGUAUUUGACAUUAAAGAAAAAGGAUGGCUCUGAAGGGGCUAGGGUGAUGAUGUCAUGUAGUCUUACACACAGCACAAAGCUUGCUGUAAGGACCCUCAUGCAGAGGUUUCCCGUCACUAACAAGGAAAGGACAGAGCUGCUUCCUAAGACAGAACGCGGCGAUGUGUCUGCUGUAGAAGCUGAAAACCGUGAAAUGAGCAAAGCCAGCGGGCGCCUGAACAACGGCAUUCCACAGGUUCCUGUAAAACGUGGAGAGUCGGAGUUUGAUUCCUUCCGAAAUUCUCUGCCAGUUUUUGAAAAGCAGGAGGAGAUUGUCAGGAUCAUCAAGGAAAAUAAAGUGGUUUUGAUUGUAGGAGAAACGGGAUCAGGAAAGACCACACAGAUACCACAGUUCCUUCUUGAUGAUUGCUACAAAAAUUGCAUCCCAUGCCGCAUAUUCUGCACCCAGCCGAGACGGUUGGCUGCUAUUGCAGUAGCUGAAAGGGUAGCAGCUGAAAGAGGAGAGAAGAUUGGUCAGACUAUUGGCUACCAGAUCCGACUAGAGAGCCGUGUUUCUCCCAAGACGCUCCUUACCUUUUGCACUAAUGGGGUCCUCCUUCGCACUUUGAUGGCUGGUGACAGCACACUAUCUACUGUGACUCACGUUAUUGUGGAUGAAGUUCACGAGAGAGAUCGGUUUAGUGACUUCCUCCUGACCAAACUGAGAGAUGUGAUGCAGAAGCAGCCUUCUAUAAACCUGAUUCUUUCCAGUGCCGCAUUAGAUGUUAACUUGUUCCUCAGGUACUUUGGAGGAUGCCCUGUUAUAUACAUUCAAGGAAGACCCUUUGAAGUAAAAGAAAUGUUUUUAGAAGAUAUUUUACGCUCUACUGGUUACACCAAUAAAGAAAUGGGCAAAUACAAAAAAGAACAGCAGUGCGAGGAGAAGCAGAAGACGACCCUGACGGAGUGGUACGCUGCGAAGGAGAAUAGCGCAAAGUCAGAAAUUCACAGGCAAAGAAGUAUUCCUGACUUUGCUCAGGAGAAUGACUUGCUGGAUGAUGGGGGAGACACUGUAUUCAGUCAGCUGGCUGAAAAGGAUGUGAAUUGCCUGGAGCCCUGGCUGAUAAAAGAAAUGGAUGCAUGUCUGUCUGACAUCUGGCUGUGCCAAGAUAUAGAUGCUUUUGCUCAGCUCUUUCAUCUUAUAUUGACUGAAAAUGUCAGUGUUGACUACAGACACAGUGAAACAAGUGCAUCACCUUUAAUGGUGGCGGCGGGUAGAGGAUUUUUAAGUCAGGUAGAACAGCUGAUUAGCAUGGGGGCCAAUGUCCUCAGCAAGUCCUCCAACGGAUGGACGGCUUUAGAUUGGGCUAAACGCUUUGGACAGAAUGAAGUUGUUGAUCUGUUGGAGUCUUACAGCGCUUCCCUGGAUAUUGGAAAUCUGGAUGAAAGCUCUUUGGUGCAGACUGACAGCAAUAACCUCAGUGCGGAGGACAGGGAGCUCUUAAAGGCUUACCACCACAGCUUUGAUGAUGAAAAAGUGGAUCUUGAUCUAGUAACGCAUAUUCUUUUCAACAUCUGCCAGAGCAGUGACUCAGGGGCUAUAUUAAUAUUUCUUCCGGGGUAUGAUGAAAUUGUUGGACUGAGGGAUCGUAUCUUGUUUGAUGACAAGAGAUUUGCUGAUAAUACUCACAGAUAUCAAGUCUUUACAUUGCAUUCAAACAUGCAGACUUCAGACCAGAAGAAAGUUUUAAAGACGCCUCCAGCAGGCAUACGGAAAAUAAUUCUUUCAACAAACAUUGCAGAGACGAGUAUCACUAUCAACGAUGUGGUCUUUGUAAUCGACUCUGGAAAAGUGAAGGAGAAAUCCUUUGAUGCCUUAAAUCAUGUUUCCAUGCUUAAAAUGGUGUGGAUAUCAAAAGCCAGUGCUAUUCAAAGGAAAGGAAGGGCAGGACGCUGCAGACCCGGAGUCUGUUACCGCUUGUUCAGCAGGCUUCGCUUUCAGAAUAUGUUAGAGUUCCAGACCCCUGAGUUGCUGCGGAUGCCUCUUCAUGAGCUUUGCUUACACACAAAACUGCUGGCGCCAAUUAACUGUCCCAUUGCGGAUUUUCUGAUGAAGGCCCCAGAACCGCCACCAGCCUUAAUUGUACGAAAUGCUGUUCAGAUGUUGAAGACUAUAGAUGCCAUGGACACUUGGGAGGAUCUGACUGAGCUCGGUUAUCAUUUGGCUGAUUUGCCGGUUGAACCCCACCUUGGCAAGAUGGUCCUAUGUGCCGUAGUUUUGAAAUGCCUGGAUCCAAUUCUCACCAUAGCAUGUACGCUGGCACAUCGCGAUCCUUUUGUCCUACCUACUCAGGCAUCAGAGAAACGUGCAGCCAUGCUCUGCAGAAAGCGCUUCACUGCCGGGACAUUCAGUGAUCAUAUGGCUCUUCUCAGGGCAUUCCAGGCUUGGCAGAAGGCUCGGAGUGAUGGAUGGGAAAGAGCAUUUUGCGAGAAGAAUUUCCUUUCUCAGGCUACAAUGGAAACUAUCAUUGGAAUGAGAGCGCAGCUGCUUGGCCAACUCAGGGCUUCAGGUUUUGUUAGAGCUCGUGGUGGUGGAGAUAUCCGUGAUGUGAACACUAACUCAGAAAACUGGGCAGUGGUUAAAGCCGCCUUGGUGGCUGGCAUGUAUCCCAACCUGAUACAUGUGGAUAGGGAAAAUAUAGUGCUGACUGGGCCGAAAGAGAAGCGCGUCCGGUUCCACCCUACUUCUGUUUUAAGCCAGCCGCAGUACAAGAAGAUUCCCCCUGCCAAUGGCCAGGCUGCAGCUGUUCAGGCGCUGCCCACCGAUUGGCUGAUAUAUGACGAGAUGACCCGCGCUCACCGAAUUGCCAAUAUCAGGUGCUGCUCAGUGGUUUCUUCUGUCACAGCAGUCAUAUUCGCGGGACCUGCGCGACUGCCAAGCAGUGCCUUGCACGAGCCGACUGCCUUCCGAGCAGUGGAUAGUGCCCCCAAUGACAGUAGCGAUAGUGAAACCGAGGACAAGACUGCAACCACUCUGGCGACACUCAAGUUAGAUGAGUGGCUAAACUUCAAGCUGGACCCAGAGGCAGCUGGACUUUUACUUCAGCUUAGACAGAAAUGGCACAGUUUAUUUUUGAGACGAAUGCGUGCUCCAACCAAAACAUGGUCUCAAGUAGAUGAGGCUACCAUCAGGGCCAUCAUAGCUGUGCUGAGUACAGAAGAGCAAUCUGCAGGGUUACAACAACCUUCUGGAAUCGGCCAGAGACCAAGGCCAAUGUCUUCUGAGGAGCUUCCUCUAGCCUCCUCAUGGAGGACAAACAAUAGCCGGAAGACUUCUGCAGAAACAGAGGUGUCAGAAGAGCCUUUUGGCUCAGAAAGAACAACAUUGAAAACUCCAUCCUCAGCUUUCCAUCAGCAGGUAAAAUGCAAAGACAGAGGGAUUUUACAUGCAAAGCACUCAGAUGACAAAACAGACAAGUCCCCUGUGAAAUCAUCAGAAAACAGUGCGCAUCUCAGCCUCUGCGAGAGUCCAUCUCCCCCGUCUGCUAAGAGCUCCAAAUCUCCAUCGCCACGUCCGAGUAUGUCAGUGCGUUAUUUUAUAAUGAAGAGCAGCAACUUGCGAAACCUCGAGAUAUCCCAACAGAAAGGAAUAUGGUCCACAACCCCAAGUAACGAGCGCAAGCUGAACCGAGCCUUUUGGGAGAGCAAUAUAGUAUAUCUGGUGUUUUCCGUUCAAGGAUCAGGUCACUUUCAGGGCUUUGCAAGAAUGUAUUCUGAGAUUGGCCGUGAGAAAAGCCAAGAGUGGGGCUCGACCAGCCUCGGGGGAGUGUUUCGAGUGGAAUGGAUAAGAAAAGACAGUCUUCCAUUUCAGUAUGCACAUCACUUGCUCAACCCAUGGAACGACAAUAAAAAAGUACAGAUUAGCCGUGAUGGCCAGGAGUUGGAACCUCAGGUCGGAGAACAGUUGCUUCUACUUUGGGACAGAGUUCCUUUGGCAGACAAAAGUAUCACUUAUUGACAAAGCUUGAAGAUUAGCACUACAUAUGACUUCAUUUACCUUCUUGUGUGUCUUUUAAUGGAGACUCCGGACUUGCGGCUACGCAAAAACUCCUCUGAUUGGGACUUCCAUUUAAACACCUGUUUUUUGUCAUUUUAGAAUGCACUAUUUUGUUUACGAGCAAAACAAA